UCAGGCGCGGUAUUUGGCGGCUGCUGGUGCAUGCUCGCCUUCCUUCUUUCCUUUGUUCUUUGGUGCAGCUCUCCGCUUUCCAAUCAUGGCUACACUAGGUUCGCUAUGGAGACUCGGGGUGGAUAAAUAUCUCAAGUACAUGUACAGCACUCUUCUGUUAACCGCAGGAUUCAUCGUCAUAUCAUACCAAAUCGUUUUGAAACUCCAGAAUGUUAUUCCUUUCGUGGACAGCCAUUGGUUUGCUCAGCCUCCCAUCUACCGCAUACGGACACGAGGCUGUAACAUGCGAAAGUUCAAUCCCUUCCACCCAAGUGUAGCUUCUCUCAUCGAGAAGGUGAAAGCGAUCCAAUGUCCCGGAAAACCCAACUUCAUCCACAUACACGCCGGACAACCGCACAUUGACGAACAAGCUCUGUCGAUCCAUAAAAUCGCUACCAACGAAUUAAUGUGCAAGUACAAAGAGAUUUUCGAGAAUUAUUCGCUCCCUGUUCCAGAUGCGGCAUUCUCCUUUGGGCCGGAGAAUCCGCUAGAAUUUGGUCGUCCUCUUCGAAAGGAAUUCCUCUUCGUGAGCUGUUCAACGAUCAACUCUACGCGGGUGUUUCACGAGCAAUUUCUUCUCAAUCCAAUACUGAAAAAGGAUGUCGAAGAUCGAUCUCGGUUGAUGUCGCAUACGAGAUAUCACAAUAUGAGUGUCCUGGUGUUGGGCGUGGACUCUGUGUCGUACCUCAACUUUCGGAGGCAUCUACCAUUAACAGCGGACUUCAUCCGGGACCAUUUACACGCCUUCGAGCUGAACGGGUACAACAAAGUCGGCGACAACUCCUUUCCCAAUCAGUGUGCCUUGCUUACCGGACUAACGGGAGAUGAAGUUGACAAAUUAAGUAAAAACAACUUUUACGACGACAUUGACCUCAUCUGGAAGUCGUACGCGAGCCACGGAUAUAGGACUCUUUACCUUGACGAAAAUCCUGUCUAUGGACUAUUUAACUAUUUAGCCAACGGCUUCCACGUCGCGCCGACUGACUACUACCUCCGACCUGCAACUAUAGCCGUGAGGUUAUCGCAUCUCGUGAAUUUAAUCGUGGAAAAUGUUGCGUGUCUUGGACCAACGCUUCAGACAGACAUGUACCUCCAUUAUUUGAGUGGUUUCGUGAAAAGAAUGAGACAUCGUCCCUUUUUCGCUUUCGUGUUCCUCGUUGACAUCACUCAUAAUUUUAUAAAUCACGCUGGUUACGUGGAUGCCCCUCUAAGGAGAUUCUUCGAUGAGAUAAGUGACCAACUCAACAAUACACUACUAGUCUUCUUGAGUGAUCAUGGCCUUCGGUUCGGAACUAUUAGAACAACAUUGAUCGGAAAGUUCGAAGACAGACAGCCAUUUGCAUUCCUCUCUCUGCCCAAGUGGUUCCUGGACGGCCACCAAAUAUUGAACAAGAACUUGGCCACGAACCAGGACCGUUUAACGACUCAUUUCGAUGUCCACGCAACGCUUAAGGAGUUCCUCCAAUUCCCCAAUGAGGGUUCCAAGACGAAGCGCGGCUUGAGUUUGUUCCACGAGAUACCGGAGUCGAGAACUUGCAGUGAUGCUUCGAUAGCGCAUCACUACUGUUCCUGCGAAGCUGUUGAAACGGACAAGGUACCUCCGCAAGACGUAUUGGGAAUGGCACGAACUCUCGUUCGUGAGAUUAAUAGCUGGUUAAAUGUGCGAAUAUGUUACCCUCUAACAUUGAAUAGAGUCAAGGACGUCAUGACUGCUUACAGUUCGCCAGAAGAACUUCGGAAUAAUGUCAGUCAUUACUUGGUCACAAUUGAGACGUCUCCUGCGGGCGCCAUUUUUGAAGCAACGUUACGAGUAAAUCGUUCUAGUGGUAAUGUAUCUGUUGACGGGAGCAUCAGUCGAUGUGAUCGAUAUUACGGUCAGUCCAGUUGUAUCGCUGAUCGUGUGUUAGAAAAGUUCUGCAUCUGCAGAAGAAAGCGUCAGCGACACGUCCUCGUGAGAUUAUUUCAAAGACUUUUCAGAAGUUAAUACGUGUUGCUUGGAGAAUUAAAAUAU
Ornithodoros turicata is the source of this 2050-nucleotide messenger RNA. RefSeq lists its product as uncharacterized. The transcript has 2 exons. Bases 86 to 2023 code for a protein of 645 amino acids. The record is from RefSeq and is a predicted model, not a curated record. Lineage: Eukaryota; Metazoa; Arthropoda; Arachnida; Ixodida; Argasidae.